CGGUCCUUCCGGUCCAGCCAACUGUCGGACGUGGUCGGCAGUUCCAGGACCGAAUGGGUUACAGAGACUUUGCCUCAAAAAUCGAAAAUAGGCCAGGAAACAAAACUAUGACUUUAGAAAGAUGCUCCCCAGGGAAGAAAACGGUUUACUCUUGAAUAUACUGCGGCUCUAAAUAAAAUGCCACUUCUGCCCAAGCGUAGCCGACCUCGGAGGGGAGGGACCGUCGUCCGAAAAUAAGACCCCACGCAGACACUUCCGCCCUUUUCUAAGAUGGCGCAGGCGGAAGGGGCCUGUCACCGCCCGCUGGCAACGUCGCGGCUGGAGUUAAACCUGGUGCGGUUGCUCUGUCGCUGCGAGUCGAUGGCGGCAGAAAAACGAGAACUGGAUGAGUGGCGUCUGGAGAAGCAUUGGGGCCCUGGCCUGGCUGACACCCUACCUUCCCUCCCAGUAUGUGGGUGCCUUAGAAGACAUGCUGCAGGCUCUGAAAGUCCAGGCAAGCAAACCCGCCUCCGAAGUGAUCAGUGAGUACUCCCGCAAGGUGGACUUUCUGAAGGGCAUGCUGCAGGCUGAGAAGUUGACCUCCUCCUCUGAGAAGGCUCUAGCUAACCAGUUCCUGGCCCCUGGCCGCGUGCCCACCACAGCCAGGGAGCGGAUGCCUGCCACUAAGACUGUGCAUUUGCAGUCUCGGGCACGGUACACCAGUGAGAUGCGGAGUGAGCUGCUGGGCAUGGAAUCUUCUGCAGAGCUGGAGAUGGACGUGAGGAAGCGAGUCAGAGUGAAGGGGCCCAGGCCUGUAGAUGAGAAGCAGUCAGCGUCCGAGCUGGACCUUGUCCUCCAGAGGCACCAGGGCCUCCAGGAAAAGCUGGCUGAGGAGAUGCUCGGCCUGGCCCGCAGCCUCAAGACCAACACACUGGCUGCCCAGAGUGUCAUCAAGAAGGACAACCAGACCCUGUCACACUCACUCAAGAUGGCCGACCAGAACCUGGAGAAGCUGAAGCUGGAGUCUGAGCGGCUGGAGCAGCACGCACAGAAGUCUGUGAACUGGCUGCUGUGGGCCAUGCUUAUCGUCGUAUGCUUCGUGUUCAUUAGCAUGAUCUUGUUUAUCCGAAUCAUGCCCAGGCUUAAAUAAAGCCUGCCCACCAGCU
This is a messenger RNA of Meriones unguiculatus (Mongolian gerbil), 1145 nucleotides long. RefSeq names its product unconventional SNARE in the ER 1 (gene Use1). Gene Ontology annotation, biological process: retrograde vesicle-mediated transport, Golgi to endoplasmic reticulum. NCBI's taxonomy places the organism in Eukaryota, Metazoa, Chordata, Mammalia, Rodentia, Muridae. The record is from RefSeq and is a predicted model, not a curated record. Gene Ontology annotation, cellular component: SNARE complex; endoplasmic reticulum. Gene Ontology annotation, molecular function: SNAP receptor activity. The transcript has 8 exons. The coding region runs from base 386 to 1129 and encodes 247 amino acids.